AUGGAGGCUCCUGGAGGACGAGAGCAGCGCUGUGUCCUCCUGCUGGGAGGGGAGGAGGGGAAGAGGAGGGACGUGGGCUGCCAGUGGGAGAGUCCUGAGGAGGAGCGGCGGAAGGAGGUGGGCUGUCAGAGCGACUUCACGGAGACGAGGGACGCCAGCGUCCAGGUGGACCUGCUGACUCAGCAGCUCAGCUGGACACACUCAGGUUCUCCUGCGAUGCUGCUGCAGUGUCUCACGGUUCGACCCGACGGAUCAGACGGCGGCGCUCUGCUGCAGCACUGCACCACCAACCGUACCAGAACCAGAAUCAUUCGACCCGCUGUCAAACUCUCUGAUGAGCCCACUCAGACCAGAACCAAAAGAGGGCCGCCACUUCAGUAUUCUGACACCACCAGGCCACAUGCGGCCCGCCGGCGCCGCCGCAGGUCACCUGACCUCCAACAGGAGGAGGAGGACGACGCAGGUGAUCCCAUCUGGACUCCAACAAGAGGCUCCCAGCAUGCACCUGUGCAGACGGUGAAGCUGGAGCCCGGCAGCUCUGUGUGUGAGGUGUGUGGGAAGGUGAUGAAGAACAAGUCCAGCCUGGCGCGUCACUCCUUCAUCCACACGGGGAACAAACCGUUCUCCUGCCACCUCUGCGAGCUGCGCUUCAACCGCCGCGACAACCUGCAGCACCACCUGGCCCACCUCCACCCCGACGGCGUCAGCAGGCGGGAGAAGCGGCGGGCGUCGCCCUCGUGGCUCUGCGCCGUCUGCGGGAAGACGUUCAGCUGCCGGUCCCGCCUGAAGACACAUGAGGUGAUCCACUCGGGCGUGAAGCCGCACCGCUGCCCCCUCUGCCCCAAAGCCUACAUGAGGGUCAACGACCUGGAGCACCACAGGAAGGUGGUGCACGAGUCCAGCGGCGCCGACCCGACCCAGCCCGCCUCGCUGCUCUGUGACUCGUGCGGCAAAGAGUUCAGGUGCCGCUCGCAGCUCGUCAUUCACUUCCAGACGCACACGGGCGAGCGGCCGCACCUCUGUGACGUCUGCGGCCGCAAGUUCUCCCGCCAGUACCAGCUGAAGCGCCACAAGAUCCUGAUGCACGCCAACUUCAGUGACGGCCAGGUGAGCCCGCGGCUCGACGGAGCCUUCGCCUGCGACGUCUGCGGGAAGCGCCUGAAGACCGAGGCGCUGCUGGACGCUCACACUCAGACCCACACAGGCGAUAAGCCGCACCGCUGCACCAUCUGCCUGCGCGGCUUCCAGCGCGCCGCCUGCCUGAAGCAGCACCACGCCCGCGUGCACCUGAGGGCCAGAGCUGGAGAGGCGCCCACUGCACGCCGGAGGGGCGCUUCCACGCUGAGCGCCUUCUCGUGCCCCGUCUGUGGCAGGGUGUUCCGCUUCCGCUCCCUGCUGGCGAGCCACGCCCUGGUCCACAGCGAUGUGCGCCCCUUCGCCUGCGACUUCUGCAGCCGCAGCUUCCGCCGCCACAGCCACCUGAAGAGGCACCAUGAGGUGGUGCACGCCAACGGAGCGCGCCCCCCGGAGACCUUCGUCUGCCACAUCUGCGGCAAAGACAAGAAGUGCCGCUCGCAGCUCGCCCGCCACAUCAUCAUCCACACCGGAGAGCGGCCGUACGCCUGCGAACACUGCUCUGCUCGCUUCAACCGCCGCGGAAACCUGCAGCAGCAUCGCAGGCGCAUGCACGGUGUGGGCGGGCCAGGGCAGGACGAGGCUCCUCCCAUCUUGUUUGAUGAUGACGAUGUGAUGGCCGACGCUUUGGUUUAUAAACAGGAGACCGUGGACGCUGCCGGAGAACUGAGAGUCAUCGAGCAGGUAGACAAGUCACGUGACACUGCGCUGAGUGAUGAUGUCAUCGAGCAGGUAGACGAGUCACGUGACACUGCGCUGAGUGAUGAUGUCAUC
Nematolebias whitei (Rio pearlfish) is the source of this 1908-nucleotide messenger RNA. RefSeq names its product zinc finger protein 436. Gene Ontology annotation, molecular function: DNA-binding transcription factor activity; RNA polymerase II cis-regulatory region sequence-specific DNA binding. The annotation marks the transcript as partial. The record is from RefSeq and is a predicted model, not a curated record. Gene Ontology annotation, biological process: regulation of transcription by RNA polymerase II. NCBI's taxonomy places the organism in Eukaryota, Metazoa, Chordata, Actinopteri, Cyprinodontiformes, Rivulidae. The transcript has 3 exons.